CUUGGGAACGCUUUUUACUAAUUAAGGAUGCAAUCGAUAUUGUUGUAACAACAUUGACUGUCUCAAACACACCAGAAGACCGAAAAGAUGCAAAGAGAUUAAAAGAAAUUCAAUUAACAGAUGAUGAAUGA
Molecule: messenger RNA, 131 nt
Organism: Scutellospora calospora
Lineage: Eukaryota; Fungi; Glomeromycota; Glomeromycetes; Diversisporales; Gigasporaceae
Source: the annotation of a GenBank genome assembly